This is a messenger RNA of Suillus paluster, 1437 nucleotides long. RefSeq lists its product as uncharacterized. Lineage: Eukaryota; Fungi; Basidiomycota; Agaricomycetes; Boletales; Suillaceae. The coding region runs from base 1 to 1437 and encodes 478 amino acids. The record is from RefSeq and is a predicted model, not a curated record. Gene Ontology annotation, molecular function: protein binding. The transcript is spliced from 3 exons.
AUGGAUUUCACAAAAUCAAGUCUACACACGCUCCCAGUAGAGAUAUUGUGUUACUUGUUCUCCUUCCUUCGUGCCCCGUCCAUCUUGAGCUGUACAUCGACGUGUCGUUACCUUCGCAAAGUCCUUGAUGACUCCUCUGCACUGCAAUAUGCGAUUGAACUCGAAGCACAAAACAUGGUGGCAGUCACUGCGCCAGACGCAAUGUCAUCUCCCGCAGAGCGCUUAGAGAUACUGAGGAACAAAAUGUGUUCCUGGCGGGCAUUUAGACCGGCUGUAGUGCAUCAAUUUACGCAGCCAGGUGGCGAGAUAUCCAUGUCCUUCGGGUGUUUGUCCACUUGGGAUGAUCAUCCCCAGAUCGCGCAAAUUCGCGCCCUGGACUCAGGUCCUUCGGAGUCUCAGUUCUAUAGGCGUUGGGAUGCAGACGGCUACCCGAUGCCAAAAGAUACUCCUUUCCGAGUCCAAAGUGUCAUCAUGGACCCAUCACAGGAUCUGUUUGCUUUUGUCGUACUCGAGCCAAACCACAUGGCGGAAAUUCCAAGCCGGAUUUACUUGGAGACCAUUAGCACGAGCGAGCCGCACCCUUUAGCAGCCAGUGAGAUCCUGACCUCCUUCAAGCCACACAUCUCAGCAAAUUGUCACCAUGAUCUGACAAAAAUACAGCUCAAAAUCUGGGGGAACCGCAUAGCGCUCUUGACCCUCUGCGAUGAACUUUCUCCUUGUCCUACAAGAAUGCAAAUUUGGAACUGGCAAGAGAAACAGGACUUCAAGGUACAGCAAAUACAUAUCCAGGGAACAUUCCUCCGGCACUCUCAAUUUGUAACCAUCAACCCAGAUGUACAAAGCUCCGUAGCUACUCAAGACACACGUUUCUGUCCAAAUGCUGAAAAUCAGCUCAUCGCCCUCAACGUCGACGGUCCACCCAGCCUCGUCUUUGUCAUUGACACCGAUAAACUCCUCACUACCGGCCGAAGCGGCGUACAUAUUGAGGGUCAGGCCCGCGUAUUAUCCUGGGAUGAAUGGGGUCCAAAUUGUUCGCGAUGCAUAAUGGACCCCAUCCCUAACAGCCUUUACGUCGUGCGAUUAGAAGUCGCAGGUUAUAGAGCAGUCCACGCCACCCCGGACGACAUCAACUGCACAUCCUAUAGCCUGCAUAUGUACGACUUCAACAAGUAUCGCAUAUCGCGUGCCGCAGCUUCCAAGGACUUUCGCGGCCGCAUUGUCACAGGGCCAUCGGCAGUCAAACACGAUCGACUCAACAAAGACAUUGUAACAAGCCUUCCUUACAUGGUCGUUAUAGACGAGAGACACAUCGAGACGCCUUCGAACAUGAUAGAUGUUACUUUCGAUGACGAGCGCAUCUUGAUCAUCAAGGCUUGUAAAUCACCUCUAUUUGAGUAUGCGACGCUGAGAUACUACACAGAGCUCGGAUCGGGAUGA